Messenger RNA from Dictyostelium discoideum AX4, 1080 nucleotides. RefSeq lists its product as hypothetical. Gene Ontology annotation, cellular component: endoplasmic reticulum membrane. Gene Ontology annotation, molecular function: lipid binding. Bases 1 to 1080 code for a protein of 359 amino acids. The transcript is spliced from 3 exons. The record is from RefSeq and is a predicted model, not a curated record. Lineage: Eukaryota; Evosea; Eumycetozoa; Dictyosteliales; Dictyosteliaceae.
AUGUAUACAUUAUUAGUUGGAUUUCUUUUAGGUAUAAUUUUUAGUUCAGUUAUUUUAAUUUAUACAUUCUUUCAAUUAUUAUCAAAAAAAGUUGACCCAAAAGAUAUACCAGUUAGAAAACAACAAAUUUCCAAAACUACCACCACAACUACAACCACUACAACAACAACAACUUCAAUUCAUCCAAAAGAUAUUACAACAGAUAAAUUACAAGAGAUUUUAGAUUUUAGUGAUAUUAGACCAACAUCAAUUGAAACUUGUAAAUGGAUAAAUUUCAUUGCUGCUCGUAUUUUAUCCGAUUUAAAUAACUCUUCUCAAUUCUCUCAAAAAAUUUAUUCAUUUUUAAAUAAUAUUUUUGAUGAAAAUAAUAAACCAGAUUUUUUAGGUAAAUUAAAUUUCUCAGAUAUUUCAUUUGGUUCGACAACACCAGAAAUUGGUAUAGUUAAAUUAGUUUCACCACCAAAUUCAUCAUAUAGUAUAUUAGAAUUUGAUAUCAUUUAUUCAGGUGAUGCAUCGGUUACUGCAUCUUCUGAAUUAUGGUUAAAUUGGCCACAAAAACAUAUUGCUUGUUUACCUGUAAAAACUAAAUUAUCAUUAAAACAUUUCUCUGGAAAGUUUGUUUUAUAUAUUCCAAAUACACCAAAUCCAACAUGUGUUGUUUAUUUAAAAAAUGCACCACAAAUCCAAUUAAGAAUGAUUACAAAGAUGGGUCAUGAAACAGUAUUAAAAGAACCAGGUAAAAUUGGAACUUUCCUUCAAACUCAAAUCAUUAAACAUAUCAAUCAAAGAUUGGUACCACCAAAUUUCUUAAGUUUUAAUAUCUUUCAAUUUCUAUAUAAUACCCCAUUAAAAGUUAAUCAUAAUAUACAUACAAUAAAUCCAAUUAUUCAAAACAAUAGUAAUAAUAAUAAUAAUAAUAAUAAUAAUGAAAAUAAUAAUACCAUAUAUAAUACAUCACCAAUUACUUCACCAAUUCCUUCACCACCUUUACAAUCAUCAUUAAAAUCAACAAACUCCCCAAAUGGAGUUAAAAAAAGAUCUACAAACAAAGUUUCUUAUUCACCAAUUAAUUCAAAAUAA